AUGGCGGCAACGGCAGCGGCAGCGGCGGGCCCGCGGGCGGGGUUUCCGUCGCAGGAGCUGCUGGACGACCUAUGCAGUCGCUUCGUGUUCAACGUGCCGGGAGAGGACCUGCAGUCCUUUGAGCGCAUGCUCUUCUCCAUCGAACAGGCGCAUUGGUUCUACGAGGACAAGUGUCGCGAGCGGCACACGCCACCUCUGCGCUCAUUCACCCUCCGAGACUUCACCAACCUCCUGUUUCAACGCUGCGUAGCGUUGAAGCCGUAUGCAGCGAGAGUGAACGACAUUUUCAACGACUUCACAAGCUACAAGUUCAAAGUGCCUGUCACAGGGGCGAUCAUUCUCGACCACUCAAUGACCCGGUGCAUACUCGUUAAAGGGUGGCGAACCUCUGCGAGUUGGGGCUUUCCCAAGGGCAAGAAGGGGCUGAAGGAAACGGAUGUGGAGGCAGCGGUUAGGGAGGUGUUGGAGGAGACAGGCUUUGACAUCUCGACUUUAGUGAACCCGCUAGAGUAUCUGGAGGUGGUGGCAGGGCAGCAGCAGCAGCGCUCGCGGCUGUUUGUGGUGGCGGGGGUUGACUCGCGCACUGCAGUGUUCCAACCGCAAACAGUCAAGGAGAUCAGCGAGAUCGCAUGGCAUCUGAUAUGUGACCUGGCCACUGCUCAGUGCGACGGAGCGCUGCCAGUCUCUCGCACAGUCAGCGGAGCCAAGCUCUUCAUGGUGCAGCCGUUUGUGAGGCCGCUGCUGGAGUGGAUAGACCGCCACCAGCACACGCCGGACUCGCCACCACCAUGUUACCAUCUCGUCUCUCGUCCACCCUCUACCCAUCCCAACCCUUCACCCCUCCCACCCCUGCCCCCUUCACCCACCAGGCCCCUUCUCGAGUGGAUAGACCGCCAGCACACGCCCGACUCCCGGCAGCUAGCAGUGCACAUGAUGCCACAGAACGUUCCAGGGAGCAUCUUCUCCGUCUGGAAAACCAGCACCGUUCUGCCCGCCUCUCCACAAACAUCCCACUCUUUCGCUCCUCCUGGCGUUCCUGCUUCUGCUCCUGUUGCUCCUCCUCCUGCUCCUACUGCUGCUGCUGCUUCCGCCAGUGCUGCUCCCCUCACUGCUCCUCCCACCGCUGCUGCCUCCCACUCCCAUCAUCCCACCAUCCCAGCCACCACCACUGCAGUCCCACACAUUCCCACCGCAUCCCCUUCCUCUCUCCGGCAUCCAGUCUCCUCCCGCCACGUGGCGGCGGCCAGGAAGCAGCUCUUUCCCGCCGAUUCUCCGCCCCUGUCCACGUCAGCAUCGUCUGGGCUCCUGCCAGCGCCCCCAUGCCAUCCUGGCAAGGAAUGGGUGGAUUUUUGCUUGAUUGCUGUGCCAUUCUUGCACACUAUGCAGCAGGUACGGUACCAAUACCGUUUUUCUUUACUACGGUAG
Molecule: messenger RNA, 1425 nt
Organism: Closterium sp. Naga37s-1
Lineage: Eukaryota; Viridiplantae; Streptophyta; Zygnematophyceae; Desmidiales; Closteriaceae
Source: the annotation of a GenBank genome assembly